UUAUGGAUUCUCGGCUAUGGCAAGCGCCACAGCUGCGCCUCCAUCUGGAGCGCCUGGAGCACAGCCUGGAGCUUCUCAAAGCCGUGUCUCUGGAGCUGGAAGUAAUCGCUGCAAGGCGAGCCGAGGAUGAGCGCGUUCCUGGGCAGGGAGAGGCUCGUGCCCUCCUCUUUAGUGACGAUCCGAGGAAGCAGUGCAUCGAUGGGAUUCUUUGUAACGCGGUUCGGAAGAACAGCAAUGAGAUCGAUGAGGCCGAGAAUUUGGCGGCGAACGCAGCUCGGCAUUUGCGGCGGGAGAUCGAGGGGCUUCUUCUUCCGCUGCAAGGCGUGGUGGAUGGAACUGCGGCGUGGGAGCAACUCACUGCCGUGGCGAAAUUUCGGGAAAGGAGGAUGAAAUUGAAGAGUAACAGGAAGCGUCGCAAGAUCAAGAGGCAGCACGAGGCCGAGAAGAGGAGAAUGGCGGACAAACUUUUGGAGGAAGCCGAUCGUCAAGCGGAGGAAUGGAGAACUCGUGAGUUUGCGAGAGACAUUGCUAAGAAGAAGAUGGAAGAGAUGAACGAUGUUGCUCUAAAGAAAGCGAAGGAGGCGCGGUUGCGAUUGGAGAAAGAGAUGGAAAUGGUGCUACUUGUUGAAAAACUCCAGGAGUUGCGUUCACUUCGCGUCCAGAAACUUAAGAAGCAAGGCCAUCUAUUCCCAGAAGAUGAUGAUGCAUUCAUGGAGGGCGUCCGUGCCGCAGUUGAAGCAGAAGAGCGACAGGCUGCCGGAGCUGCUGAUGAAGCCUUGCCUGCAAAUGCCGAAGCAAGGAAUCCUUCCACGGACGAUGAAAAUACCAUCAAGGAAGCACCUCCGCAGCCCAGUAACACGAAAACAAGUGAGGAACCGGAUCAACGAUUGCCGGCCGACCUCUACCGCUACUACUAUGGUAGCAGAAUCGACAUGGGAACGCUGAUAGAGGUCCGAAGAGGCUGGGACACGUAUAUUGUACCUGUUGGGAGGUACUUUGCAAUCGUCUUUUUGGAGUUUUUGACGCAAGUGUGGUGGCAUUCCUUGCAGUCGAAUUCCUGGUCACUGGGUUCAGCCUGUAGCUCCUUCAAGCGAGGCUUGGGCAUCUUGCUUGAUAAACAGAGAACUUACUCUAAAGCUGGAUUCUCCACCAUCCCAGAUUUUUAUAUCAAUGCCAAAAAAUCGUGACUGUACAAGGAUGAACUCCGGGUAAGCAUCCUUUGAUCUUACAUGGAUCUCGACAUCCAGCCAGGAACAGCCAGUGACGACUUGAUUCCCAGGCCCUGAAGAAUAAUCGCGUACAAAACAUGGAGGAGGAACACAAACGAUGCGCAGUUCACGAUAAGCUGGACAAUACGACGAAAGAUGGUCGGCAUUGUAAGCGAGAUGUUGAUCCCCAUUGCCGCCACCAUGUACGAGAGGGAAGCAUGGGUGUUUAUGGUGAUCUGCAAGAACAUUUGGUCAAGCCAGGAAGACAGAAACACAAAACCAAUCGCUCCAAGAGCACGGACCUGAAACUCUAGAACAAUGAAAACAUCCAGCCAAACGCAGAGAGUUCCGUGCAUACCAGUGUACAAGCAAGGAUGGAGACGCCCCAGUUGAUUCUCCAUCUGAGCAACGGCAGCAUAUCAGAAUGGAAAUCUAGCGAGCGAGCGAUUGUAGUACCUCCACAACGCACCCAUCGCAACGCCGAGAAAUCCGUGCAUGAGCUAGACGAAGUUGUGAGAUAUCCAAAUCUGUGAGGAAGUACUUACGACGUAAGAAAGAGCCUUGAGAGGUCCAGCAAUGACAAGAAGAAGCAACGCUGUGGUCACCUAUGGAACAAAGAAAAAAGAAUGGCUUUCGAGCUAUAUAGCAAA
This is a messenger RNA of Selaginella moellendorffii, 1858 nucleotides long. RefSeq names its product U11/U12 small nuclear ribonucleoprotein 59 kDa protein. The record is from RefSeq and is a predicted model, not a curated record. Bases 3 to 1187 code for a protein of 394 amino acids. NCBI's taxonomy places the organism in Eukaryota, Viridiplantae, Streptophyta, Lycopodiopsida, Selaginellales, Selaginellaceae. The transcript is spliced from 9 exons.